UCUUUUGGAUGUUUUCACUGUUUUUUCAUUUCUUUAUCUGAGGAUUUGUAUUAUGUCAAUACAGGAACAAGAUAACAAUCUCUAUACCACUCUCACUUGUGAAGAAUAACGGACGUCUCAUUCCGUCGUCGCAAUGCUCACCAUGUAAGUCUUCCCUCUUUCAUUUGGAUAGAAUACUUCAAUUGGUUUGUUCUUGUGAUCCUCAGUUCUAAUCAGUUAUUUCAGAUUUCGGGCUAGUUCUCGGAGUGAUGCGGGUUCUGACAGUACAGAGGAAAUCGUAAGAGAUGGAUACCCUUAUUACUUCAAGAAAAAUAAUGGCCGUAUGGUUAUGGCACGUAAUAUUUCUAGAAGUCGUGGGAACAAGAACUUUAGUUUGCUAGGUCAAGCUUUUGGAAUUGACGAGCCCAAGAGAAUAUCUGACGUCAAUGCCUUGAAGAGGGGGGGGAAGAAGAAGAAGAAGAAGAAGCCAGCGCAAUUGCAAUACCCUCCUCAACCACAACCUCCCUUUUCAGCACCUCUUCCACAGCAGCCGUUUCCCAAUUUUCCACCACUGCAUACGUCUUUUGCAGCUGUCAAUCCUCAGCAACCUUUUCCCAGCCCUAAUUUCUUCGCUCCGACAAAUUCCCUAUUUCCUUCUUUCUAUCCUUUUCCUGGGUUUACUGCUGCACCUGCGCCUGCGCCUGCACCAGCAUGGACUCCGGCGCAGCAACCUAUGCGAUGGGCCGUUCAGUCAAAAUCGUCAAAACCACCAAACUUCGAAGAACUUCAAAAAGUCGAGUCGGAUUUCCUUAAGAGAGAGAAGUCAAAGUCAAGAACAAGAGACGGGGAUCAUGACGAUCAUACAGAGACCAAGACAACAAUCACUACUACUACAAUUACCAAGCACAUUUGUGUUAGAUGUCGAAGAGAUCGUUCUGCUAAAUAUCAUCUAGAACAUCCUAUAAAAUCUGGUGAAACACCUACUCCUGGAUUUUGUCGCAAGUGUCGAAGAAAUGCUACCUCAACUAGUGGCUCAAGUAGCGAUGAUAGUGAUGAUGGUGAUUCAAGAAGACAUGGCAAUGGAGGGAAAGGAAGUGAAAGGAAAAAGGCUUCAAAGGUGAGUUAUGUCCCUCAAAGAGCUCGAACAUCCACUUACUAACACCUUCCAGAAGAAGUAUAAGCGUAAGACCACAUCUCGACCUAACUCAGUUGAAUUUCUGAGCCAAGAUGAGAAAAGAGACAAUGGUCGUUCUAACGACUAUGGGGAUGAAAUUAUUCUUGAGGAGGAGGCUGUGCAUAAACGCGAAACAGUACCAAAAUCCCAAGCACGACGAACUGAUAACAACUCGAGAGUAUCAUUGUCCCGAAGCUACACUCGUAGUCAUGAAAGAAAUCUUGAUGACGACGAUCUUACUCCGAGAGGAGAACCAAAAGUGAGAAUCAGUAUCACAAAUCGAUCACUAUCGGCCAGUCCACCAUCAUCCGUUUACGAAGCCCGAGAAAAGUCGGUUCACUUUGAUCAGCCAGCGGGGGGAUCAAACGCUGCUCCGCAAGCCACUUCUCAGCAAGAUCUCCGCGAAUCAUACAGAUAUGUUGAGCCACUUCGUUCAGCUACUAGUUACGCAUCUAUGCCAAGGUCCGUUCGCUUUUCAAGAGAAUCUCUUCCAGGCUUGCAUACGGGAGACCAUGUUCAGCGCAGACGCUCUGAGCGUGCCUAUACUGAACGUACUUAUGACCAUGACGCUUGUGAGCAAGAAUACGAACAUAUUCCUCGUCGUCGUUCUGAUGAAAAUGUUAUCGUGGCUGAGACUGAGCAUGAGCAUCCCAGGUCACGGACUGAAUCAAGGUACCAACCUCGACCUCGACCUCGCUCCUCUUAUAACGACUUUAUUGACGUUGAGGCUGAGGACGAAUAUCCCAGAUUCCAGACGGAGCGGCCUAGACAUGAACCUAGAGGACCACAAGAGAGACGUCGCAAUCCCGCACGGUCGCCAGUUAGAACCCGAGAAACUUAUAUCACUUCCGAAGUAGAUCAAUAUGGUAACGAAACGCAAUAUAGAUGGACUACCAGGAGGGCCAGCUCAAGCUCAAGCUCUGCCAUUAGUUUCAUCCCAAGUAGUCACCGUACCCCAACAGAUGUUCAUCGCCGUUCAAUUGUACGUCAUUCCUCAGAGUCUAGCGAAGAGUAUAACAGAGCUUGUAAGUAUUUCAUUAAGUCUUCCAUAUCAUUGUUAUUUGACGUGGCUAACUUGUUGCUAGAUGAAAUGGCUCAUCAGAAUCUGCCAAACCCAGGACCACGCCGCCGUCAACGCAGCUCAUUCAGAAGCUCUGAAGGCUUCAUGGAUGGUACUAACACACCUCCUCGAGUACCUGACCCCCCAACUUCGGGUGGUGUUUGGGAGCCUAGAAAUACGAGAUCAGCAAGAAGGAGAGGCCGUUCAAGCUCCCAGAGCAACGUAUCUCAAGUUCCCCAGCACCAGAGCACUCCUCGGAAUAAUCAAGCAUGGAUGAACGCAUCGAUAAUUGAUCAACUUGGACAACGUCUAGAACAUAAUCGUCCUUCGCUGGUUCGUUCUCAGUCCUCUGAUUCUCGAUCCUCCGGCUUGAUGGUCACUCAAUCGGAUUCUUUUAUCACACCGCCACCAUCGGAUUCGCCAUAUGAGCUAGAUUCUUCGGACUCUACACCAUUAUCUUUGGCCCCUUUCCCAGUUUCAAUUCACGAAACCACGGAAAGUGAUAACGAAGUUGAAUCUAUAAUUGCCACACCAAGUCCAAAGGCAACCAUUACCAAAAAGUCAGUUGAGACAUCAAGUCGUCGGCGUAAUGGACGUGCUGAGAUUACGAAUUCUCAAGCCAAGGACAACGGUCAUGCCAUCGGUUCAACCUUUCAGAAGUAUAAUGGCCAAUUAGGAAGCCAUAGUUCAUACGUUGAAUAUGGCGUGGCAGCAAUCAUUUCCCGCGGAACAAAUCGCGCUAACGCCAAUAAACGUACCCAAGUCAUUGUGGAUGAUGAUGACAACGCCACUAUUCUCGACGACGCUACUGACCUUACUCUCCGAACCGCUCGCUCUAAGACUGCUAUGCUUGACCGUAGAGCAGCUCGACGCCGAGUAUCUUUUGCCAACAGCCCUCAGUUUGCGACUACUCCUGAGCAAUCUAGAGAAAAUUCUUGGGCUGCUAAUCCCAAUAGCAAUGGAGAGGAAUCAUGGGGCGCAAAUAAAAAUACGGACGAAAGUCAAUCAUGGGGCCCUACUGCAAAUACCGAUGCAGACGAUCCAUGGGAAGCCAACACUACGGGAGACAAUUCAUGGGGAGCCAAUACCAAUACCACUGGCAACGACCUCUGGUCAAGCAACACUGAAACGGGAAGUAUACUCCCAGAAGUUGGUGGCUAUAGUGGUCUCCAAAGGGGUAAUGACAGUAAUUCUGAUUUCAGCGGAUAUGGCUCUGCAUGUCCACCUACACGAAAGACCAAGUAUGAGAAUUCUCCUGGUAUUGGUGGUGAUGAUUAUAAUUCAAAAAAGGUUAAGGAGGACGAUGACUGGGGUCCCAUGCCCACUUUUUCUUCUCUCAAUAUCUGAGUUCUUCUCAGCACUCCCUCACUUUCAAAUCAUUUUCGAAAACAGAAACAGGUUACUCGUUUCAAUACACCACAGCACAUGCACACGGUCAACGGCAAAUUAGGCCUUCGGUCAAUGGCGCACGGCGAUUAUUACUACUACAUACUAGACACACACAUGUUUGCAAGAGAUAUACCAACGGAGGAUUUUUGGAUGUGUAACUGUUCACUACAAUCAAUCAACCACUUUCCUAUGGUUUUUCUUCUUCAUUGCUACUUUUUUCCCUCUUUUCUGUUCUGUUCUUCAUUUUCCCCUUGGUUUGGUUUUUCUUCGGCUUAGGUUCUAAUUUGCGGGAGUAGUUGAUGAAAUUGCAUUAUUUGAUCUGUUUUCAUGGGUUCUUUCCAUCCUGCAUAAAGAUCAAAGGAAGGAAAUAAUUUUGUUUUUUGAUUGAUUCAACGACAGAAUGAAUUGAUGAGUGAUUGGUAGAGGGAUAUAAGAUUCGGGAAUACAAUACAAGCUCCUUUUUCUAUCCUAGGAAAGAUUUCAUCCGGGAUAUGAAAUGUGGAAU
Sclerotinia trifoliorum is the source of this 4107-nucleotide messenger RNA. NCBI's taxonomy places the organism in Eukaryota, Fungi, Ascomycota, Leotiomycetes, Helotiales, Sclerotiniaceae. The record is from the annotation of a GenBank genome assembly.